GCGGGCGGGGGGCGGGGCUUCCCCCGGAGGCGGCCCCCCCCACGGCGGAAACCAAACUUUUCUCCUGCUCCGGAGCCCGCGGCCGCAGCCUCCACCCCGCGCCGGGGUCCCCGCGCCGCCCCGGCCCCCCGAGACCCCCCAGGCCCCCCGAGAACUCCGGGCGCCCCCAAGGUCCCUAAGACCCCCUCGGCCCCCCCUCGUCCCCGAGAGGGCGCCCGGCCCGCAGUCCCGGCCCGGAGAACAGGCCCAGCCCGGGGCGCCCCGCACCCCGGGACCCCGCUCCCCGGGCCCGCCAUGUCCUCCAUCCUGCCAUUCACACCGCCGAUCGUGAAGCGCCUGCUGGGCUGGAAGAAGGGAGAGCAGAACGGACAGGAGGAGAAGUGGAGCGAGAAGGCCGUCAAGAGCCUGGUCAAGAAGCUCAAGAAGACGGGGCAGCUGGACGAGCUGGAGAAGGCGGUGACCACGCAGAGCGCCGCCACCAAGUGCAUCACCAUCCCCAGGUCCCUGGACGGCCGUCUGCAGGUGUCCCACCGCAAGGGGCUGCCCCACGUCAUCUACUGCCGUCUCUGGCGAUGGCCCGACCUGCACAGCCACCACGAGCUGCGGGCCGUGGAGCUCUGCGACUUCGCCUUCAGCAUGAAGAAAGACGAGGUGUGCGUGAACCCCUACCACUACCAGCGGGUGGAGACGCCAGUGCUGCCCCCCGUGCUGGUCCCGCGACACACGGAGAUCCCGGCCGAGUUCCCGCCGCUGGACGACUACAGCCACUCCAUCCCCGAGAACACCAACUUCCCAGCCGGCAUUGAGCCCCGGAGCAACAUUCCAGAAACGCCACCCCCCGGCUACCUGAGUGAAGAUGGGGAGACAAGUGACCACCAGCUGAACCACAGCAUGGACGCAGGCUCGCCGAACCUCUCCCCGAACCCCAUGUCCCCAGCACACAACAACCUGGACCUGCAGCCCGUCACCUACUGCGAGCCGGCCUUCUGGUGCUCCAUCUCCUACUACGAGCUCAACCAGCGGGUGGGCGAGACCUUCCAUGCCUCCCAGCCCUCGCUGACCGUGGACGGCUUCACCGACCCCUCCAACUCUGAGCGCUUCUGCCUCGGGCUACUCUCCAACGUGAACCGCAACGCCGCCGUGGAGCUGACGCGCAGGCACAUCGGACGCGGGGUUCGCCUGUACUACAUCGGGGGCGAGGUGUUCGCCGAGUGCCUGAGCGACAGCGCCAUCUUCGUCCAGUCCCCCAACUGCAACCAGCGCUAUGGCUGGCACCCCGCCACCGUGUGCAAGAUCCCCCCAGGCUGCAACCUCAAGAUCUUCAACAACCAGGAGUUUGCGGCGCUGCUGGCGCAGUCUGUGAACCAGGGCUUCGAGGCCGUGUACCAGCUGACGCGCAUGUGCACCAUCCGCAUGAGCUUCGUCAAGGGCUGGGGCGCCGAGUACAGGAGACAGACGGUGACCAGCACUCCCUGCUGGAUUGAGCUGCACCUGAACGGGCCCCUGCAGUGGCUGGACAAGGUGCUCACACAGAUGGGCUCUCCCAGCAUCCGCUGCUCCAGCGUGUCCUAGAGCCCGGGGACGGGACCACGUGUGGGGCUGCUGACUCCCUCCCGGCAGGGACCUCAGCCUCCCCGCCAGUCACACGGCCUUGAGGACGGGGUGCGGAGGGGGCACCCCAGGUCUCUUCAGGACGGUUGGGACGUCACAGCCCUGGGGACAAACUCCUCUGCACCUGAGCAUCCCCUCAGGAUCCCCGCCCUCUGCAGACAGCACCUCCUCCUCUACGGGGGGGCUCAGGUCCGAGGGAGGCCACCUGGGGGACCUCCAGCCCUUAGGAACUGGGCCGCCGCUAACCGCUUCCUACACCUGGGGCUGAGCUCUGCGCCCGUCGGAGUGACCGCUGUCCUCCCCUGGCUUGGCGGGGGUGGGGGGUAGGGAGACUGCCCCGCGGACGUCCAAAGGCUGGAGUGGACAGGACCGUCUCGGGCCAGCUGGCAGGAGCCACUCAAGCGUUCUGGUGCCUGGUGCUGGGCCACCCUGCCACCCUCCGAGACCCAAGGUCACCCCGUGCCCAGGAGAGGCUGUGGGUGCCCAGGACGGCUCAGGGGCGCCUGGGAGCCGGACGCUACGAAUCCCUUCAACUGGAAAAGACAGCAGCCCGUUUCUUCUUGCCUGGGAACCCUGACUUGUGCCAGGAAGGGGAGGUUCCCACAGGCCCCCCCCCAAAAUUCCAGGCAGAGGGCAGAGUUUGGGGGGAUUUGAGACCUGGAGGGCCUGUGGACUGGGCAAGGGUAAGGCCAGGCCAGAGUGUCUGGUGCUGCUGUGCCCAAGGUCGAACCGCUCCAAGGAGCGCCCAGGGCCGGGGUCUUGGGGCCUGGCUGUGCCCAGCCUCCUGGAGAUCUGGAGCCCUUGCUGCUGGCCGCCUUGGAGCCCAUUUCUGCAAGCUCCUGGCCUGGUGGCCCUUCACGGCUGGGGCCAGGGGUGGGGACACCGGGGCCUGGCCUCAGCCUCUCCUCCUUGGCCACCAGGGGAAGGGGUCAGGCUCCAGGGCUGGCGGCUCUGACAGGAGACGUGGGGUGGCUGUGUGGGCCCGUCUCCCUUGUCAGCGCCUGAGGACUCAGCGUGGACGCACCCCCACACCCGGCCCGAGCCCUGGGUCUCGAAGCUGGGGGUCUCAGUGGCCUGUCCUGCUGGGGGGGUGUUGCUGAGGGCAGGAGCCAUACUCUUUGCAGUCCCUCCCACCCCCUGGGGGCUGCUCUGGACUGGGGGUGGUGGGGGGCCUUGCAUCCGCUCCCCACUGGACCUUUGUAAAAAGCAAGUCUGUAUUUAUAGUUUUAGUUUUUUCUAACUUUUUGUAUCUUGAGGUCCCGGUUAGCAUAGUCUGUCAAGGUGGGGUCCCCGCCCAUCCAAUAAACUUCUUAGCGGA
Erinaceus europaeus (western European hedgehog) is the source of this 2929-nucleotide messenger RNA. RefSeq names its product SMAD family member 3 (gene SMAD3). Gene Ontology annotation, biological process: cell differentiation; regulation of transcription by RNA polymerase II; transforming growth factor beta receptor signaling pathway. Lineage: Eukaryota; Metazoa; Chordata; Mammalia; Eulipotyphla; Erinaceidae. The transcript is spliced from 9 exons. The record is from RefSeq and is a predicted model, not a curated record. The coding region runs from base 295 to 1572 and encodes 425 amino acids. Gene Ontology annotation, molecular function: DNA-binding transcription factor activity, RNA polymerase II-specific; I-SMAD binding; RNA polymerase II cis-regulatory region sequence-specific DNA binding. Gene Ontology annotation, cellular component: heteromeric SMAD protein complex.